Molecule: messenger RNA, 664 nt
Organism: Neopsephotus bourkii (Bourke's parrot)
Lineage: Eukaryota; Metazoa; Chordata; Aves; Psittaciformes; Psittacidae
Gene: SMIM8
Product: small integral membrane protein 8
Exons: 3
Coding region: 112-390 (92 amino acids)
Source: RefSeq, a predicted model, not a curated record
GGCGGAACGCCGAGGGGAGGUACAAGUGCGCAGGCGCAGGGCGCUAAACCAUUCUCCCGCCCUUCGGGAGGCCUUGGCGGUGGGAGGGGGAAGUAUUCAACAUUAAUUAAAAUGUCUUCCACCAACUCUCCAAAUGCAAGUGAAACACCCAAAGAGAGAAAACCAGGAUUGAGAACUGUUCAGACAACUAUGCUCUUCCGAGCUGUGAACCCAGAGCUUUCCAUUAAACCUAACAAGCCUGUGAUGGCAUUUGGGCUCAUAGCAAUUACCCUCUGUGUGGCCUACCUUGGUUAUUUGCAUGCAACCAUAGAGAAUAAAAAGGACCUCUAUGAAGCAAUCGACAGUGAGGGGUCCAGGUAUAUGAGGAGGAAGACUUCCAAGUGGGACUGAGAACGUACGGAAGGAAAUCAGCAAAUCAGUAACAGGACUUUGCCAGGCAACUACUAUUUUUUUUUCUCUGUCCCUUGAAAUAAUGGAUAAAUGUCUCUCUUGCUGUUCAGUCCAGUUCAAAUUCCUUUGUAAAAUGCCUUACCUGUACAAAUGAAUUGCAAUUGAGAUACAUGUGAACAUAAAAGUGGCUUUAAGAACUGUUGUCUGCAAACUCCACGGCCUGUCAGAAGACGUGAAAUUACCUCGGGCAUGCAGUCAAGACAAGUAAAUGCCU